Mucor mucedo is the source of this 969-nucleotide messenger RNA. RefSeq lists its product as uncharacterized. The coding region runs from base 103 to 630 and encodes 175 amino acids. The transcript has a single exon. NCBI's taxonomy places the organism in Eukaryota, Fungi, Mucoromycota, Mucoromycetes, Mucorales, Mucoraceae. The record is from RefSeq and is a predicted model, not a curated record.
UUUUUUUUUCCCCAUGCACUAACUCUGGUUCAGAAACAAUCUUUUUUUUUAUAUAUACAUCUCUCUCUCUCUUUGUAAAAAAAUAACACAACUAAAAUAGAUAUGAGCUAUCAUUAUUCCUCUUUUGAACAAACAUCUACGACGGUUGGAGGUUACACCACCACCACGACGACCACCACCCGAGGCGGAAGCCACAGUGAUUCCUUAGUUGUACGUGAAAUCACCGAAAGGGAAGCGACUGACACUUUACCUUCCACCAGUCGCUAUCAGAUCUUGGACGAAGAUCGUUUAACUCCAUUUGAUUUCUUUACGCUCAUGGAAUCAGAAGAAGAGGAAGACGACGAUUUAGGGGAAGAAUCAGAAUCCGAUGUCGAAUACCAUUGGUUUCCUUCAUUGUUGAAACGUUCUGUCAUUGAACUCUUGGACGAUGAUCAAAGUCAAACCUACAUGGACGAGGAUUAUAACGCUAUCGUCAUUGAAAGUGAAGAUACCUCAAGUAGUGACGAAGAUGAAUCUACCUUGAAAAAAUUGGGUUCUUCAAAACGUUUCUUUGGUAGGCAUCCAACAAAAGCUAAAAGAUCUCGAAAGUCAGAUCUUGUUCCAGUUGAAGUUGUACAUAUCACUCUUUAAAAAUAAAUAAGUGUACGCGUAUCUCUCUUUCUCUUUUUCUUUUUGCAUGAAUGUAAAUGUACGUGUGUGUGUGACAAUGGCUGACUGUUAAAUUCGACUGUAUCACAUCCAAAGAGAAAUGGCAUGUACAAUUACGACCCAUCAUCAUCAAACCGGUAUAAUAAGGCGUGCGGCUGUAUUUUUUUUUUAUAUAGGAUGCAUUGUUUCAUGCAUAACAUGCUGUGCUCAUCCGAUAAAAUUACUCAUUUAUUAAAAAAACACAAAAACAAACAAGUGUCAUCUAUUAAUAAGUCGAAUGGGAUGAGGCUGUGCAUUAUCAAUUUUUUUUUUUUUUUUUUU